AAGCCAAGGUCGGGAUCAAUGGGUAGCCACGUAAGCGUUUUCUAGAUGCUUCUGAAAUCCAAAAAUCGAUAGCGUCAGAUCGCCUGAGUUUCAGAGAUCGUAUAAUGUAAUCGGACAAUGGCCAAUGGUCGAAGCGGGGCCUGGCUCAGGCGGCUUCUCGGAGGACCCUGCCCUUUUCCCUACCCCGGAUCUCGAGUUGUGGCUGCUCCCCUUGCUUUCGGGUACACUCCGGAUAAUAAGGAGGUGAGAACGGCUUACAAUGGCUGGAAGAGCUCAGAUCCCAACAAGUAAUUCAGCUCUUAUUGCUAUGAUUGCUGAUGAGGACACUGUGGUUGGAUUUUUGUUAGCUGGGGUUGGUAAUGUUGAUUUGCGGAGGAAGAGAAAUUACCUUAUUGUGGACUCAAAAACUACGGUGAAAGCAAUUGAAGAUGCAUUUAAAGACUUCACCACAAGAGAGGAUAUUGCGAUUGUGCUGAUUAACCAAUAUAUUGCGAAUAUGAUAAGGUAUCGAGUUGAUAGCUACAACCAACCCGUGCCUGCUAUUCUGGAGAUUCCAUCCAAGGACCAUCCAUAUGACCCUACUCAGGAUUCAGUUCUUUCUCGAGUGAGAUACUUGUUCUCUGCAGAAUCAAUAGCAUCAUCAAGGUACUGAAAAAUUGGUUCUUCGCUGAGUGCAACUGAUGGUAGUGUGCUCCACCAGUUGCAUUGUAUUUAUGUGUAUUUUAGCUUCCAUAUGUAUUGAUGAAGAAUGACUGAUUUCUCUCGAACUUUAGCUAUGAAGAAAAUGUUAAUGGAGACGCAAAAACGAAGGUGAUGUUUGAUUUUCCUAAA
Phoenix dactylifera (date palm) is the source of this 831-nucleotide messenger RNA. RefSeq names its product V-type proton ATPase subunit F. Gene Ontology annotation, cellular component: membrane; proton-transporting V-type ATPase, V1 domain. Gene Ontology annotation, biological process: proton transmembrane transport. Lineage: Eukaryota; Viridiplantae; Streptophyta; Magnoliopsida; Arecales; Arecaceae. Gene Ontology annotation, molecular function: proton-transporting ATPase activity, rotational mechanism. The record is from RefSeq and is a predicted model, not a curated record.